GUGAAUAGCAUCUCUGCUGCGACAUUACCUGACGGUACUGCCGGGCCAGCAGUCCUGGCCAGCACGCCACGGGAGAUCUCAACUGGUGCCAGAGCAGAUUAUACCAUUGCAGCUAGGCCAUUAAACCCAACAGACGACCAGCCACCGCCAACCCAGGAACCCGAGAUGGGAAUAUCCAAUAUCACUAUCCAGACUGCUACUCAUGCACCCAACCCCCCCAGUCCAGUCAAUGGCAAAAACCCGCCAGAAAGCUCUCCAGCUGGCUCUACGCCCGCAGACAACAUCCCCUUGCAAUUAAUCCCUACCCAACCAUCCAACCCAAAGCAAAAGACCAACGCCAACCAUUCCACCCAGGACAAUGACACCACCCUCAACGAUUUCCUAACCACCUUCCUCAACUCCCUAAAAUUUAUCUGCUGCUGUCCCUGUCUGUACCUCCACCGCCGAUCCACUCGACAGCAACAGCUGUCUGAUCCCGGCUCCGAUGCUCUCCUCGGCAUGGGUUUCAUGCCCCGCUACCCGGGCGAAAAUCUCCCAGUGAGCCCUCAAGCACGCUACGAGAGUGCAGUGCUCUCCCUGAAAGCUCAAGGAAUGAAACCAUCAAGGCCAGUUGCGUGGUCUGGUCGAGGUGGCUAUUCUGUAAUGGAUUCAGGGAGUCCGUUUCGUGGGUUCGGGGAGGUAGGUUUCUCUCGGUCUGGGGAUGGGUUGUUGGGUGAUGUGGAUGAGGUGGAGGAGUUGGUGAAGCGGUGGACGAAUUUGUAUGCGCUGUCGGAUGGUUCGAGUGUGAGGGGGGUGGAUGGGUAGGGUGAGGUUUUGAUAUGUGAUAUUGAAGGUGUGGGUAUGUUGGCUGGGGGUUGAGUGUGAGUCGUGGGGCUUCUGGAGACUGUUAUCCUUUAUGAGGCGGAACGGUAUUCUUGCUCCUUAGGUGGGGGGUUGGGAUGGAAGAGAAGGCAGGGUGUCUCUGGUUAUAUCAUGUGGAUUAUGUGGUAUGGAUUGUAUGAAAUGAUCACGCAUUUCGCUAAUCCAGCUCUUGAAUGGACGCAAGUUGUUUGAAGUAAUAAUACCUAGGCCACCAGGUGUAAACAGACUUAUACUUCCCGAUGGAAGACGGGCCACGAGUUAGCUGUGCCCAAUCUAGAGAAGCGUGCUAGCUGU
Aspergillus ibericus CBS 121593 is the source of this 1155-nucleotide messenger RNA. RefSeq lists its product as uncharacterized. The transcript has a single exon. The coding region runs from base 166 to 804 and encodes 212 amino acids. The record is from RefSeq and is a predicted model, not a curated record. Lineage: Eukaryota; Fungi; Ascomycota; Eurotiomycetes; Eurotiales; Aspergillaceae.